Molecule: messenger RNA, 916 nt
Organism: Purpureocillium takamizusanense
Lineage: Eukaryota; Fungi; Ascomycota; Sordariomycetes; Hypocreales; Ophiocordycipitaceae
Exons: 1
Coding region: 53-493 (146 amino acids)
Source: RefSeq, a predicted model, not a curated record
AUUCAUUUGUCUGUCUGUCUGGUCUGGUCUGUCUCCUCCGCCACUUACCGUCAUGGGAGAGCAGCCGCCGCCCGCCGCCGCCGCCGCUCAACGUCGUCACGACUGCAGACCUCGACCGCCGCCAUUGCCAUAUCGAGCACCUGCCGGAUGCAGUCGUCUCACGCACGGCAUUUCGUUUUUCUCGUCCACCCACCCCUCCCUUCCGCCCAUGCAGGGUGCGGUGCGUUACCACCGCACAAUGGCAUUGUCAGCCCGCACACCCACCCACGCCCGCCCACCCAGCCGCUCGCUCGCCCGCUUCUUCGCGCGCUUGGUGUUGUAUGCCCGACAGCGGCGGCGGCGGCAGCGGCACGGCAGGUGGGGGAGCCAAGCCGAGCCGAGCAGAGCAGAGAGAGCGAGAGAGGGAAAGAGAGGUAGAUGCGUAGUGGCUUGCUUUGCCGUGAUCACGUAUCACGACAUGCGGAUCCCCCUCCCCUUUCUCCCCCCCCUCUAGUCUAGUCCCCCAUGAUCAGAAAUCCUUCCAGAACGGGUGAGCCCACACACCCCGUGGACCAAAGAAAACGCACGGCGCGACGACGCCCGCCGCCGCCGCCUCCGCCGUCGCUAACAACAGCAACGACGACAACAACAACAAAUAGUACACCAAGAAACACCAACAAGAAAGUGCAAAUCCUGUCGUGAAAGAAAUAGCAGACAACCGACCGACCGCCACACACACAUAGCAUUUCCCCUCCCAUCACGCGGGUGCAGAAGAAGCCAUUAUCACGACGCCUUCCCAACUCCUUUCUUCCUCUUGUCUCCCCCAGUCUUGGUCGGAGCUUCAGCUUUCGUGCUGCUGCAGUGGAACCACACGAGAUUCACUACCACUACCACUACGUACAGUACCACCCCACCCCUGGAAACCCAACCCCCUCCC